GCUCGACCAGACCCUGCGUAUGACCUUGUACUGGCCUUGUCAUACACGGUUUCUUCUUGAGCGACUUGGAGAUAAUCUAUUCUAGACCAUAGCCUGGGGGCCAACAUGGCAGAUCUGGGAUCACAGCAGGGUCGGAAUUACCGGCCCAGUCAAUACACACAUGCUUCGAGUUUUCAACGUGAUGCUGCUUUCAAUGACAUCUUUGGAGCAGCACCGCCUCCGGGCCGGGCGCAGACGAUGACAUCGCAAACACCUCACUUUCCGACCGAACGAGCGCAUACCAUGACUUCUCAUUCUGCACAACCUCAAAUGCCGCUAAGGGUACCUGCUCCAAUCCGACAAAUUCCCUCAGGUCAAGGCCAGAUUGUUACCAACGGUUAUCCCAAUCCCUCACAAGCAAACGGCAGCGUUGCGUCGUCGCAGACCCCUCAAAACUAUCCUCGACCAUAUCCACGAGGUUCCGCUUAUCCCCCGCCUCAACGAGUUGAUUCUAGGCCUCAUCAAGUCCCACAAUAUUCAAGUGCCAAUGUGCCAGUUCCUCAAGGUCGCCCUGUGCCCCCACCAGCGUUAAAUUCAGACGCAUAUCGUUCACGGUCAAUGGCCGCCGGUGUGCCUAGGAUGAGUGGGCCUCCUGUAUAUUCACAACCUCCAAACAGCUUCAACCACACUUCAGCACAUGCUAUUCGACAUCAGCAUUAUAACAACUCUGUAACGAGGACUCCCCAAGGCCGGCUAGUCCCAGAAAGACAUGAUAAUGCCCGAACCAUGUCUUUGAGCUCUUACUCAUCUAACAAUGAGUAUGCUCAAACACCGUACGGUCGGACCGUGCCUCAGCGACGACCACCUUCCGGCCCAGAUCAAAUCCCCUCCCAAUUAUUACCAGCGCAGGCGCAAACACCCACCAUUUUGGAGCAGCAGACGCUCGAUGGCGAACCCUCCCGUCAACGACGUCCCAGUGAAUCUUCGAUAACAUCUCGUACUAUGUCGAUGGCGUCUACACUUGUUUCUGAUCGAACAAUGAGCUUGCAGAGCAGGCCUGUUCAGAAAACGACCAGCCAAUCGACCCAGUCAACGGCCGCAACAGCAGUACCACAAAAUCGUUCUCGAAAGCCCUUGGUCCAUCCAGCUUUGCUAUCUCGUGUUGCCGAUGUCUUCCGUGAGAAAAUUCCUUUGGGAGAACGUCAAAAGAACGGCUUAUCGUAUCAAAAUGCAUUCUCAGGUGCAGAGGCCGUGGACCUGAUUGCUCAUAUUAUCAGAACACAAGAUCGCAAUCUUGCACUGCUUUUAGGUCGUGCUCUCGAUGCGCAAAAGUUUUUUCACGAUGUUACUUAUGACCAUCGUCUUCGAGAUUCUGGAGUUGAAAUAUACCAAUUUAAAGAGACCAUGACCGAAGAGGCUCCUAGCUCGGAGGUUAACGGCGUGUUCACCCUUUUGACAGAAUGUUAUUCCCCAACCUGCACUCGCGACAAUCUUUGCUAUUCUAUAGCUUGCCCUAGGCGACUAGAGCAACAAGCACGUCUGAAUUUGAAACCCCAACCGGGAUUGCGCCAUUCUUCUUCUAAAGGCAGUCUUCACGCGGAUGAUGAUAAUGACGACCAAAAACUGUGGAUUAAUAUGGUUCCCAAGGAAAUUGCCGAUGGUAUUGACGAUCGGGAAAAGAAGCGACAAGAGAUUAUAUUUGAAAUUAUGUAUACCGAGCGAGAUUUUGUCAAAGAUCUUGAAUAUCUUCGAGACUUUUGGAUGAGACCUCUUCGUUCCGCCGGUAAUACUAGCUUGUCGCCCAUUCCGGAGCAUCGCCGAGAGAAGUUUAUCAGGACAGUAUUUGGAAAUUGCUUGGAGGUUCUCAAGGUCAACUCUGGUCUCUGUGAAACCCUCAAUACUAGGCAAAAAGAAAAUCAUGUUGUUCUUACUGUUGGUGAUAUUUUCUUGCAGCACGUCCCUCGUUUUGACCCAUUCAUCAAAUACGGUGCCAACCAACUGUACGGCAAGUAUGAGUUUGAAAAGGAGAAAGCCUCCAAUCCCGCCUUUGCUCGAUUCGUCGAAGAAACAGAACGCUUGAAAGAGUCACGGAAACUAGAAUUGAAUGGUUACCUGACUAAGCCAACAACACGUCUCGCCAGAUAUCCUCUUCUUCUCGAGCAGGUAUUCAAAAAUACCGCCGAUGACAACCCAGAUAAACAGGAUAUACCUAAAGCAAUCGGCAUGAUCAAAGACUUCCUUUCGAGAGUCAAUGCCGAGAGUGGAAAGGCUGAAAACCACUUCAAUCUGGUGCAAUUGAAUGCUGCAUUGAAGUUCAACCCUGGUGACUAUGUGGAUCUGAAACUUACGGAGGAGAACCGGCAGAUGCUCUCCAAAAUGGCUUUCAAGAAGACUUCAACAGAUAGUUCUGAGGUUACGGCGUAUCUUUUCGAUCAUGCUGUUCUUUUAGUGCGUAUCAAGAUGGUGAACAAGCGAGAUGAGUAUCGGGUGUACAGGAAGCCGAUACCGCUUGAAUUGUUGGUAAUUACGCAAAUGGAUGAAGUCAUUCCUAGGCUUGGUUUGGCAAAGAGGUCAUCAUCAAGUCUUAUCCCAGGAAAGGCAGUCGUCGCCAAUACUCCAGUGCCGAAAGAGGGCCUACCUAUAACUUUUAGACACCUUGGUAAGGGGGGCUAUGAUCUGACCCUUUUUGCCACCUCUCAGACUCAACGGAAAAAGUUCAUUGAACUGGUUGAGGAACAACAGAGAAAACUCAGAGAACGCAACAGUAACUUUUAUUCGAAAACAAUUCUAUCCGAAAAUUUCUUUACAACGGCCAAUCGUGUCAAUUGCUUGGCACCAACUGAUGGCGGUAGAAAAUUGAUUAUAGGUACCGACAAUGGUAUCUUUUUGGCCGACAGAUGGCCCAAGGACAAGAACGCGAAACCACGCCGGAUCCUCGAUGCUACAGCUGUUACUCAGAUUGAUACAUUGGAAGAAUAUCAACUGGUUCUAGUUCUGGCCAACAAGACCCUCAGCUCCUACCCGAUGGAAGCAUUAGACGUGAGCGAAGGCCAAAAUCCAUUAGCCCGUAGACCAAAAAAGAUUCAAGGUCAUACCAACUUUUUCAAAGUCGGUAUCGGUCUCGGACGGCAUCUUGUCUGCUCAGUUAAAACAUCCGCCUUGUCGACCACUAUCAAGGUAUAUGAGCCUACGGAAAAUCUAGCUAGGGGAGGCAAAAAACCAGCUCUGGGGAAGAUGUUCCGAGGUAGCCAAGACACUUUAAAGCCUUUCAAAGAAUACUAUAUCCCCGCUGAAUCCUCAUCUGUUCAUUUCCUUCGAUCAACAUUGUGUGUUGGUUGUGCCAGAGGGUUUGAGGUUGUUAGUUUGGAGACUACUGAUAGUCAAUCCCUUCUUGACCAAGCAGAUACCUCUCUAGACUUUGUUGCGCGAAAAGAAAACGUCAAGCCGAUCUACAUUGAACGAAUGAAUGGAGAGUUCCUCCUCAAUUACAGCGACUUUUCAUUCUUUGUCAACAGGAAUGGAUGGCGAGCACGACCUGACUGGAAAAUUUCGUGGGAAGGCACACCAAAUUCUUUCGCUUUGUCGUAUCCAUACAUCUUAGCCUUUGAACCCAACUUCAUCGAAAUUCGGCAUAUUGAAACAAGUGAACUUAUUCAUAUCAUGACUGGAAAGAAUAUCCGAAUGCUACACUCAUCCACUAGAGAGAUUCUGUAUGCCUAUGAAGACGAAGAUGGGGAAGAUGUGGUGGCUAGUUUAGAUUUCUGGAAUCGGCCGCGGUAAAGGUGUGAAACACCUGUGAAAUCCCUUGUGUUUUCAACUUGCUAUCAUGUUCGCAAGUUUUUUCUUCAAAUCUCUUCAUUCUCUUAGAUGACUGAAUGACCAUCGUCAUGUAUGUGCGUAUGUAUGAAUUUGUAGUUGCUGCGCAUUGGCAUUUACAAGGAAUGUCAUCAAUUAUAUCCGCACUAUCAUUUGUUUUAGUUUGUCGUCGAUGACAUCUGAUUCUCCAGAUGCGCCUUCUUCUUUUUUAUUUCUCCUACCGUUCUCUCUUUUGCUCUUUAUCAUUUUCUCUAUAGGCUAUUUUAUUGUUAUUUCUU
Talaromyces proteolyticus is the source of this 4073-nucleotide messenger RNA. RefSeq names its product putative Rho guanyl nucleotide exchange factor. Lineage: Eukaryota; Fungi; Ascomycota; Eurotiomycetes; Eurotiales; Trichocomaceae. Gene Ontology annotation, biological process: intracellular signal transduction. The transcript has 4 exons. Gene Ontology annotation, molecular function: guanyl-nucleotide exchange factor activity. The coding region runs from base 106 to 3759 and encodes 1217 amino acids. The record is from RefSeq and is a predicted model, not a curated record.